UGUUAUUUCUGUCCCCUGUGUUGUCCUGGCUGACGGGACAGCAGGUGAUAAUGUGUGUGCGUAAAGUCUGCAGUGGUGUGUUGGGUCUGAUUCCUGUCUCGGAGGUCCAGUGCCAGGUUUUUCAGCGGCCUCUGUCUGUGUCUGGCAGCAGCGCAGCAUGAAAGCAGUGGGAAACAGAAACACUAUGGCUGCCUCUCUUACUCUUACUCAGCAGCUCUCCAGUGGAAAUCCCAUCUAUGACAAAUACUAUCGUCAGGUUGAUCCGACUGGUAGUGGGCGGGUGGCAGCAGCUGAUGCAGCUCUGUUCCUGAAGAGGUCGGGCUUGGCUGACUUGGUCCUGGGGAAGAUCUGGGAUUUGGCAGACUCUGAACGUAAAGGCUCUCUUAACAAGCAGCAAUUCUUCAUAGCGUUGCGGCUGGUGGCCUGUGCUCAGAAUGGCCUGGAGGUGGCGCUCAAGAGCCUUAAUGUGGCUGUUCCUCCCCCCAAAUUUCAUGACACAAGCAGCCCGCUGUUAGCAGGAGGAGUGGCUGUUGACAUUCCCUGGGUCGUUAAGCCUGAGGAAAAGUUGAAGUUUGACUCCAUAUUUGACAGUCUGGGUCCAGUGGGAGGGAUUCUAACAGGAGACAAAGUCAAGCCUGUCCUGCUCAACUCCAAACUGCCAGUGGACAUCCUUGGCAGGGUGUGGGAGCUCAGUGACAUCGACAGAGAUGGCAUGUUGGACAGAGAUGAAUUUUCUGUGGCGAUGUAUCUGGUGUACAGAGCUCUGGAGGGAGAGCCUGUUCCCAUGUCCCUACCACCUCCCUUGGUUCCUCCCUCCAAGAGGAAAAAACCCUCGGUGCCUCCCGUGAUGCCCCUGUUACCCUCACCCCCCUCAGUCAAAGACAGUCGCUCCUCCCACGCUGGCUCUAAGACCAUGCCCCACCCCCCUAAACCUGCCCCAGCUCCUGUCCCAACACCAGCAGCUGCCCCUUGGGUGGUGUCGCCAGCCGACAAAGCAAAGUAUGAUGAGCUAUUCAGCAAGACAGACAGUGACAUGGAUGGUCUCGUGUCUGGACCUGAAGUCAGAGAUAUCUUCCUCAAGACUGGGCUUCCCUCUGCCACACUCGCACGUAUCUGGGAACUCUGUGACAUUGGAGACAUCGGGAAACUGACCAGAGAGCAGUUUGCCCUGGCUCUCCAUCUGAUCAAUCAGAAGCUGACUAAAGGCCUGGACCCUCCGCAGAGUCUCUCCUCAGAGAUGAUCCCCCCGUCUGACAGACAAAACAUCAAACAGAACAACGUUGUUAACCUGGCAGCUGACUUCUCUGCGAUCAAGGAGCUGGACUCUCUCAGUAACGAGAUUGUCGAACUACAAAGGGAGAAGAGCUCUGUGGAAGAUGAGAUCAAGGAGAAGGAGGAGGCCAUCAGACAGCGCAGCAACGAAGUGCAGGACUUACAGGAUGAGGUGGCGAGGGAGAGCGAGGAGCUGCAGCGGCUUCAGGCUCAGCGUCAGAAGGUCCAAGAGGCCCUCGAGGAACUUGACCAACAGAAAGGCUCUCUGGAGGAGCAGCUGACUCUUAUUCGCCAGCAGACCAACCAAGAGACCCAACUGAUUUCAUCGCUGCAGUCGGAGCAUGAGGAGCAGGAACAGAGGAUAUGUCAGUAUGAGGAGGAGCUGGUCCAGGCCCGAGAGGAGCUCCUCGCUCUGCAGGAGGAGAGCAGGAGGCUGCAGGAGAAGGUCCAGGCUGCUCAGGAGCAGCUCACACCUCUGCAAGAGUCUGUCCGAGACUCCUUUACACAAGUUGCACAGGCUAGUGUCCUCCACGAUUACAAAAAUGAAUCCAAAGAUGUGAUUGGACUGUUGGAUUUCAAAUCAGUAGGGAGUGACAACAAAAGUAAUGUUGUUCAGCAGAAACUGAACGACCUUCAGGUGGAGGAGAGGUCAGUAACUGCCCAGCUAAGCUGGAAGAGAGCCCUGCAGGACAGCUCUCCUGUCAUGGUCAAUGGAUCAGCAGGCUCCACUGCAGAGCUGCACCAGGGGGACCCCUUCCAGCAGGAUCUCUUCCAGGAGGACCAGCCUAAAGAGUUGAAGGAGGAAGAACCAGCUCUAAUCUGUAAUCAGCAGAAAGAACAUUCAGAUCAAAAAGAGAAAGGAGGAGUGAACGAGAGAGAAGAGGAAGAAGAGAAGGAGGAUGAGAGUCCAAAGACUCCAGAGGAAGAAAAGUUGAAACCUGAUCCCUUGGAUGAUCUCUAUACUAGUCUAGCCUCCGCUGAGAUCUACAAUAAUGUGUCGAUUCUCGCCAAGCCACAGGAGAACACCGUUAGGGAACACAGUAGCCCCACACCAGAAGUCUCCUCGGAGGUCGUAGACGAUUCAGAAGAAUCACCUAAAGAGAGCCCACCAAAGGUUGCAUCGCCAGAGCCAGAGAGCAAACAGGAGCCGGCAGAGUCCCCAGAAACCACCACCUCCUCGUUACCACCUCAAGUUGGCCCUCGCUCUAUGCCGCCUCAGACCAGCCCUCCCUCCCUGCCUCAGAUAGACUUCUUUCAUUCAGACCCCUUUACUGACCAUGAUCCAUUCAAAGAUGAUCUGUUUGGAAAAGCAGAUGUUGCAGAUCCAUUUGGAGGAGAUCCCUUCAAAGGUUCAGACCCCUUUGCUGCAGACUCUUUCUUCGUACAGACCUCCAGCGCGCCCUUUUCCUCAGAUGACCCUUUCGCUGCCUCAGCUGACCCGUUUGGUACCACUACUGGCGUGCCAGAACCAGACCUGUUUGCAGCCAAACUGAAUGACACAGCAGCUCCACCAGCAGCAGGUCCAGACCCCUUCACCUCCAAACCGAUCAAUCCAGCCAAGGAUCCAUUCAGCUCAACAGGGAACAACAUGGCUGAUUCUGACCCAUUUGGAGGCAAAGUCAACGCCACUGGGGAGGCAGAUCCAUUUGGUUCUCAGGACGGAGGGACAGAUCCCUUCAGCUCCUCUUCACCCAGCUCUGAUCUAGCCGUGAAGGACACAGCAGCAACCAAUGACCCGUUUGCUCCAGGUGGUACUACAGUCAACGCCAGCUCCGAUCCAGAUCCAUUUGCUGCUGUGUUUGGUAAUGAAUCGUUUGGAGGGGGCUUUGCAGAUUUCAGUGCCUUGACAAAGUCAAACGGUGCUGACCAGUUUGGCAUCAACAAUAAGAACCUGUUCCAGGAAGACGGCCAGUCAGCCGGCACCGAUGUUCCCCCAGCCCUGCCCCCCAAAACGGGUACGCCAACGAGACCACCUCCUCCACCUCCAGGUAAGAGAUCGUCAAUCUCCAAAACCGAGUCCUCUGACUCCUUCCAACGACGAGGGCACUUCCUCCCGCAGCCUUCAGGAGACUUCACCUCCUCAGCCUCCUCCUCUUCCCUGCCUGCUAAGGAUCCUUUAGCCGACCCCUUCGCCCCCUCCUCCCCUCCUCGUCACAACGUACGGGAAACUGACCGAUUUGCCAGCUUUGACAAAUAUCCAACAGAGGAAGACAUGAUAGAGUGGGCAAAGCGCGAGAGCGAGCGAGAGGAAAAGGAGCGACUUGCCAGGCUCACCCAGCAGGAACAAGAAGACCUGGAGCUGGCCAUCGCACUCAGCAAGUCUGAACUCUCCUGAGGAGCUCGUUUCCCCUCCUCCUCCCCUCCUCCUCCCCCACUGGCACGGCUCAGCACGGCACAGCACAGCCUGGCCCAGCCCAGAAAGCACCAAAGCAAAGUGGGGACUGUAUAGGACUGAUUCAGCAGCACCUGCUGACCCCCUUGAAGAGACUUUCUUAGAAUAAACCCAUCUCUGAAUCUUUCGACGCCCCUCCUCCCCAGACUGUGUUCACUGCUCACUGGCAUUGCAGUACCGUGUUUCUCUUCCAUCCUGUUGGUCUGUGUGGUUUCGUUUUUGGAGGAGAGGACCAAGAUGGAGUGAAUGCUCUAAGGAAUCAAUUGUUGAAUGAAAUGCAGUGAAUAUGGAUUUAGAGAUUGUCAGAUGUUAGGAUUGCUCUGUUUAUUUCAACAACCAGGCUACGAAUGCCACAUUAACCCUCCAGAAUGUAAUUUAUUUAAACAUACGCUCAAAACUAGAUUGAAAUGGCUUUGUCGAAAGUCCUGUCUUUAUCCACUAAUAACAGUGCUCACUACACUUAAUUAAAAUUCAGCUCAUUCUAGCUUUGGAAGUUAUAUUGAGAAUUUUUUGAGAUUUCUUAGGAUAAAAAUAGACUUGCUAAUUUUUUUAGAGCCCCGAAACCCCCCCCCACCACAUUUCCCUCUCGCUGUUGGCUAAUCUUCCAAACCUUGAAUUGUGUGUAGUUGUGAGACAGCAAGCUCGGGAAACAAAAGUGUUUUUGGAGGCACUCUAACAAAGUUUAAUAAUGCAAGUCAGUCGUUGGGAAGGGAGUGACCAUAUACUUUUCCAGUCCUGUAUGACGGCAGAGGAGAUAUUUUUGUUUAAUUUAACUGGAAGUUUACCAGUCCUCGUAUAUGUGAAGUGCAUGUGCAGAUUUAUACUAAAAUUGAACAAAUCCAUCACAGGUACCACAUUCAGCUUCUAGACACUUUAAUGUCUUUUUAAAUAUCAGUAUUGCUUUGCCCAGCAUAUGUUCUGUGCGUUAUAAGGUUCAUGUUUUGGGGAGACACUGAAAGGAACAAAACUACAUCUAGUAAUCAUGUAACGAUUACAUAUUAGUUAGCAUUAAUUUUCAGGGCACACUACCAAGGUUUUCACAAAACAAGAACAUAACUGCUUUGUCCAACAUGCAAUUUCUGAGAUUUGGAUAGUUCAGCUCUAAAAAGUUGUAUUAAUACUAAAUACUUUUAAUGAGUAUGAAGCAAAUUCUGGGCAAUUACAAGACAUUUUAUUAAUGUGGCCUGAAUGUGUUUUUUUUUUGUUUUUUUGCUGAAAUGUGGAUGAUAAAUUGUUAAGUUUGGACAUUACCAGACACGUUUCAUAAUAGAAACUGGGUUAUCAUCAUCAUAUUUACCUGCUCUGUUUACUCAUGCAUUAAUUGAAUUGUGUUAAAUACUAUUGUUAACCCUGAUUGAUCCACACAGAUCCGGCCAUACUGUGAGGCUGCUUUGGGUAACUACUAUAUUUAAUGAUAGAAGUAUAUUUUAAGAAGAAUCAACUUACUCAAGUAGUCGGUAUCCAUUUCACGAACCUCACCCAGGUCUGAUUUCAAAGUGUGCCACUGUUGGUGCUUCUUUUGUUAACAUUUGUAUGAACUUGUUUAUUUUUUUUUUUCAGGAUGUUUUUCCUUUUGCCUUCCUGACAGGCUAACUGGAUUUCAAAGUCUUACACAAAGUCAGUAAAAGUGGAUUAGUCUCUCUGCGUUUUGGUGGAGCAGUUUGUCUUCUGUCUGUCCACUUCAGGCUAUGCAGCGAUUUAACUUGCAAAAAAAAAACCUGCUGCUGUGUUGUGAGGAUAAACGCUCCCGUUGCAGUGCGACCUCAUUCCUGUUAACGCCCACACAGCAGUCGGUCGGCCAGUGAUUCUUCUUCUUCUUCUUGCUGGGCAAUUUUGUGUUUUUCAAAAACUACGUUGCUUAACACCGAGUGCUAAACUGUGAUAGACAGGUUCUGAAUGAGGGAAGGCUUGGUUGAAGAGCAGGAGGCCUUUGUUUUCAUUUCCUUUGCUAAUUUCUGACCAAACAGUGCACAACAUUUUGGACACUUCUUCCUGUUCGGAUGUUCUCUUUCUGGCCUUGUUUCGAAUGAGCACAGCCAUAGUUUCCCCAUCUCGUGUUUUACUGUCUGUGGUUGCUGCACUUCCUACUCAGUGCGUCUUUCAUAUUGCAGUUUAAGUGUAAAUACAAAAGAACAGGAGUCGUCUGUCUGCUCUUCACCGUCUCUUGUCAUACUAAAGUUUAUGGUUUCAUUCUGUCACAUUUCCAGGCCAACAGACAUGUUGCUGUCACUUGUACAGACUCCUUCAAUUUUCAAAUCCAGAACCACUUACGUUUCUUAGGCUUACCCAUAAAGCCGUUUUAAAACUAAAGCUAAUUGUAUUUUAUUUUGUACUUUCUAACAUGUAAGAAAAAAAAAAUCCUUAUUGGGAGGUUUGGCCAGAAUAUGUAAUGCAUUUAAUUGAAACAGAAUAAAUAUUAAACGUGUA
This is a messenger RNA of Morone saxatilis (striped sea-bass), 6091 nucleotides long. RefSeq names its product epidermal growth factor receptor pathway substrate 15 (gene eps15). Gene Ontology annotation, biological process: endosomal transport; endocytosis. The record is from RefSeq and is a predicted model, not a curated record. The transcript has 26 exons. Gene Ontology annotation, molecular function: calcium ion binding; cadherin binding. Gene Ontology annotation, cellular component: plasma membrane; clathrin coat of coated pit; cytoplasm. Lineage: Eukaryota; Metazoa; Chordata; Actinopteri; Moronidae. Bases 158 to 3607 code for a protein of 1149 amino acids.